Medioppia subpectinata is the source of this 1116-nucleotide messenger RNA. NCBI's taxonomy places the organism in Eukaryota, Metazoa, Arthropoda, Arachnida, Sarcoptiformes, Oppiidae. The record is from the annotation of a GenBank genome assembly.
GUGGCACUAAUGGCACUCAUGUUGUAAUGCAUUGUAAAUACAGACACAAAAUAGUCGCGCGUUUUCGCAGACAAAACACAAACACAUUCAACGAUAUUGUCUUUCAAUACGUCAAGACAUGGGAACCGCUGACAAGCCGUCCACCUCUACGGUUACCGCCGAUGGAAACCCAAACAUUCACUGGGUCGAAAAAUACAGACCAAGAAGUUUGGAUCAAUUGAUUUCGCAUCAGAAUAUCGUCAGCACUUUGUCUAAAUUCAUGGCAGAACGUCGAUUGCCUCACCUCCUGCUGUACGGCCCGCCCGGCACUGGCAAGACAUCGACGAUACUGUCCUGCGCUCGACAACUAUAUUCACCGCAACAAAUGUCGUCAAUGGUUCUCGAGUUGAACGCGUCGGACGAGAGGGGCAUCGGUGUCGUGAGGGGACCGAUACUGAACUUCGCGUCCACUAAAGCCGUAUUCAAGUCUGGCUUCAAACUAAUCAUUUUAGACGAAUGCGAUGCCAUGACUAACGACGCCCAGAAUGCACUCCGAAGAAGUACACCAUUACUACUACUACUACUCAUACCUAUUCCUCCCCUUUCCCUCACAAUUUUAAUCGAGAAGUUUUCGGUGAACACCAGGUUUUGUCUGAUCUGUAAUUAUCUCUCGAAGAUAAUACCGGCCCUACAGUCGCGGUGCACGCGAUUCAGGUUCGGGCCGUUAAGCGCGGCGCAGAUAAUACCGCGCGUGAAGUUUAUCGCCACCGAAGAGCGCAUUAACGCGACCGAUGAGGGCAUUAAGGCGUUGAUCGACUUGUCUGACGGCGAUAUGCGUAAAGUGUUGAACGUAUUACAGGCCACUUCUGCCGCCUUCCCUGUGGUCGACGAACGCAAUGUCUACCUCUGCUGCGGUCGACCGCUGAAGGAAGACAUCGAGCAGAUCCUCGGUUGGCUUCUCAACCAGAAGUUUACCACUAUUUACGAGAAUAUGCUCGAAAUGAAGAGAGAGAAAGGACUCGCACUUCAAGACAUUCUCAAACAAUUACAUCCAUAUAUUGAUAGAAUUGAUUUUCCGAUUGAUUUAAAGAUUGAAAUCUUGGAGAAGAUGGCAAAUAUUGAGUGAGAAUUUAAUUC